GCUCAGCUGUCAUCUCUGCUCGUUUCUCCUGCAGCAGCAGGUCAGGGGGCGGAUCCCGGAUCCCGGAUCCCGGAUCACCGCCGGUCCACCGACCCACACACACACACACACACACACACCAGCUCCCCACGCCUCUCCGCGCUCUCGUGUGUGUGAUGUUCCUCCUGCUGCGGAGACCAUGAGUCCCGCGGAGGACCUGAGAGACUUCAUCCGCCAGAGACUCGCCGCCGCCGCGGAGGAGAUCUGCUCCGAGCUCCAGCAGAGGGUCGCUCAGUACGAGCAGCAGCUGGAGCGCCAGAGGAGGCUGCUGGAGGGCCGCGGGGGGGCCGCCACGCCAGGGUCGAGCUCCGGCCUGGAGGUCAAAGAGGAGCCGGGGGCGCCGGCGGGCCCUGGGGGGCCGGGGCCCCCCCACAUCAAGGAGGAGCCAGAGGAAGAGUGCGGCUCGCCGCCGGUGAAGCUGGAGCCCGACACCUUCAUGGUGACGGUGACCGACGGGGAGAGCGACCUCAGUGACCCCGAGGCGGACGGCCGGCGGCCCCGCCCCCACGGCUCCGUCCGGAGCUUCGUCAGCGGCCGGCUCGCCGCGGCGGCGGCGGAGAUCUUGGCCGCGGUCCAGCAGAGCGUGGAGGGGGGCCGGCGGUGGGACGGCGGCUGGAGGCCCGCAGGAACAGGAAGCCCAGCGCCGCGUUUCUACAACGGCAUGCCUCUGGGCUCCGGGCCCGACCAGGACCAGAUCCAGGACCAGGACCAGGACCAGAUCCAAGACCAGGACCAGGACCAGAUCCAAGACCAGGACCAGGACCAGAUCCUGUCCGUCCAGAUUAAAGAGGAGGAGGAGGAUGAAGAGGGCGUGUCGUUUGCGCUGAAGGAGGAACCUCAGGCCUUCCUGGUGACUCCCGGUGAGUCGGACCAUCCCGGCUCGCCGCUCGCCGCCGCCGUUGAGCAGCGUCCCUUCGUGGUCGUCAGCACCUCCCCCGCCUCGGACUCGCGAAGCGACGCGGACGGGAAGAGCUUCAGCUGUGAGACCUGCGGGAAAGCCUUCGGCCGCGUCCAGCAGCUGAGGAAGCACCGGCGGAUCCACAGCGGCGAGAAGCCGCACUGCUGCCAGACCUGCGGGAAGAGAUUCAUCCAGAAGCAGAACCUGAAGACUCACAUGAAGACCCACACGGGCGAGAAGCCCUUCUCCUGCGAGGCCUGCGGGAAGAGCUUCAGCCAGAAGGGACACCUGAAGAGCCACAUGAACAUCCACACCGGCGAGAAGCCGUUCUUCUGCCAGACCUGCGGCAAAAACUUCAGACACAAGAUCUCCUUCAUGAUCCACGUGAGGAACCACACGGGAGAGAAGCCGUUCGUCUGCGCCGCCUGCGGGACGGGCUUCACCAGCGCCGCCGCGCUGAAGAAGCACGCCCUGGUCCACUCCGGCGAGAAGCCGUUCUCCUGCCAGAUGUGCUCCAAGACCUUCCGGGUCCAGAGGAACCUGAUCGUCCACAUGAAGACUCACUCCGGCGUCAAGUCCUGCUUCUGCGAGACGUGCGGGAAAGGCUUCAGCCGGCAGGGCAACCUGCUGGUCCACAUGAGGACGCACACCGGCGAGAAGCCGCACGCCUGCCAGACCUGCGGGAAGAGCUUCAGCCGGCACAGCAACCUGCUGGUCCACAUGAGGACCCACACCGGCGCCAAGCCGCACGCCUGCGACGCCUGCGGGAAGAGCUUCAGCCAGCAGAGCUCGCUGGCCGCCCACCGCAGGAUCCACACCGGCGAGAAGCCGUACGCCUGCGAGAUCUGCGGCCGCGGCUUCACCGAGCACGGAAACAUGCUGGUCCAUAAGAGGACCCACACCGGCGAGAAGCCGUACUCCUGCGACGUCUGCUGGAAGCGCUUCAGCCAGCAGAUCUCGCUGUCGGCCCACAUGAAGACGCACUCCGGCCGGACGCUGCCCAGUGUGAAGGUGGAUCAGUGUUUCCUCUCCGCCGGGGGGGGGGCUGGCCUCGCCCGACUUCCGGUCAUUUUCCGGUUCGCUUCCGGUUACCUUCCGCGUCAGUGCAGCAGUCCCUGGCCCUCACCUUUCACUGCGAGCCGAACCGGGACUAGAGCCGCCGGACCGGGUCCGCGUCCCGCCGGGUCCAUGAGUCCCGCGGAGGACCUGAGAGACUUCAUCCGCCAGAGACUCGCCGCCGCCGCGGAGGAGAUCUGCUCCGAGCUCCAGCAGAGGGUCGCUCAGUACGAGCAGCAGCUGGAGCGCCAGAGGAGGCUGCUGGAGGGCCGCGGGGGGGCCGCGGGGGGGGCCGCCACGCCAGAACCCCCCCGGCAGCAAGGCGGCCAGGACCAGGAGACGAGCCCCGGCCUGCAGGUCAAAGAGGAGCCGGGGGGCCCGGGGGGGCCGGGGGGGCCGGGGCCCCCCCACAUCAAGGAGGAGCCCGAGGAAGAGUGCGGCUCGCCGCCGGUGAAGCUGGAGCCCGACACCUUCAUGGUGACGGUGACCGACGGGGAGAGCGACCUCAGUGACCCCGAGGCGGACCCCCCCCACGGCUCCGUCCGGAGCUUCGUCAGCGGCCGGCUCGCCGCCGCCGCCGCGGAGAUCUUGGCCGUGGUCCAGCAGAGCGUGGAGGAGGGCCGGCGGUGGGACGGCGGCUGGAGGCCCGCAGGAACAGGAAGCCCAGCGCCGCGUUUCUACAACGGCAUGCCUCUGGGCUCCGGGCCAGACCAGGACCAGGACCAGGACCAAGACCUGUACCAGGACCAGGACCAGAUCACAGAGGAGGCCUGCAGCAGUCAGGAGCCGCUGCGCUUCGUCUUCAGGACAGACGACCUCCUGGUGACGCCGUCUAACCAGCUCCGCCGGUCGGAUCAGGUCGACCGACGGCUCAUCUCCGCGGCGGCGGCGGCGGGCGGCGGCUACGGCGACUCGCCGGCGACUCCCGGCGGCGGGGGGCGUCCCUUCUUCGCUCUGACGUCCACGAACCCGGGGCAGAGCUGCGCCCGGUGCGACGUCUGCGGCGCGGCGUUCAGACUGGCCUCCCAGCUGGAGAAGCACCGCGCCGUGCACGCCGGCGAGAAGCCGCAGUCCUGCCACACCUGCGGCAAGAUGUUCGCGCACGUGCGCUCGCUGAGGAAUCACAUCAGAAACCACACGGGCGAGAAGCCCUACACCUGCGGGGAGUGCGGGAAGAAGUUCAGCCAGAAGGGCCACCUGAAGAGCCACAUGAACAUCCACACCGGCGAGAAGCCGUUCUUCUGCCAGACCUGCGGCAAACGCUUCUGCCAGAAGAGCAACCUGAUCUCCCACAGCAGGAUCCACACCGGCGAGAAGCCGUACUCCUGCGAGAUCUGCGGCAGGAGCUUCACCGGACGCGGCAACCUGCUGGUCCACCUCAGAACUCACACCGGCGAGAAGCCGUACCCCUGCGCCGUCUGCGGGAAGUGCUUCAGCCGGCAGGACGCUCUGUCCGCACACACCAAGACACACACGGGGCACAAGCUGCACGCUUUAAAACCCGAAACGGCCCAGUCGGCGGUGUGUGUGUGUGUGGCUCUGCGCUGUGCUCGUGUCUCAGGAGAAACCCUCCUCCUGCCGUCUGGAAGCUCUCCAGAGCGGAUCGUCCUCUGCUUCCGGUUCCAGCCGCUCCUCGCGCGCUCCGCGGUUCUCACGGCGAGCAUCAAAAGACGUUCAGCUCCCAACAGUCUGCAGGAGCAGCGGGACCGGAAGUGGACCACCGGAAGAGAGAUGGAGCUUCAACAGCAGCACACUGCCUACGACCCCCAGCAGCCGGUCUGUAAGGCGGAGCCGCCGUGUGAGCAGACCGCCGCCUCCCCCCUCCACCAGCCUCCACCCCUCCACAUCAAAGAGGAACCGGAGGAACCGUGGUCCGUGGAGGACGGAGAGCCCUUCAUCCUGAAGGAGGAGAGUGACUUCUUCCCCCGGGACGCCGCCGACCCCCCCGCGGCGGAGGACCCGUGCGACAGCUUCCCCGGAAAGCUUUGUCUGGAGUGCAGCUUCUGUGGAAAGGCCUUCCGGUUCGUGUCCCAGGUGGAGAAACACCACCGGAUCCACACGGGGGAGAAGCCGUACUGCUGCCAGGCGUGCGGGAAGCGCUUCGUCCAGAAGCAGCACCUGCAGGCGCACAUGCUGAUCCACACCGGCGAGAAGCCGCACUCCUGCCAGACCUGCGCCAAACGCUUCAAGCAGAAGAAGUCUCUCCUGAUCCACAUGAAGAUCCACACCGGCGAGAAGCCGUACCUCUGCAACACCUGCGGGAAGAGGUUCACCGAUCCGUCCACGCUGAGGAAACACACCGUGAUCCACACGGGCGAGAAGCCGCAUUCCUGCCAGGUGUGUGGGAAGAGCUUCAGCCGGCACAGUAACGUCUUGGUUCAUAUGAGAACUCACACCGGCGAGAAGCCCUACCUCUGCACCACCUGCGGGAAAAGCUUCACCGACCCGUCCACACUGAGGAAACACAAGGAGAUCCACACCACCGUGCUGGGUCCCGUCAACAAGCCCUACUCCUGCGAAACGUGUGGGAAACGUUUCAGCAAGGAGAGCAACUUCCUGGUGCACAUGAGAACUCACACCGGCGAGAAGCCGUACCCCUGCCAGACCUGCGGGAAAUGCUUCAGCCGGCACAACCACCUGCUGGUGCACAUGAGGACUCACACCGGCGAGAAGCCGCACUCGUGCGACACGUGCGGGAGGCGUUUCAGCCAGCGCGGCAGCCUGCUGCACCACAUCCGAACCCACACGGGCGAGAAGCCCUUCUCCUGCGAGGUGUGCAGCAAGACGUUCAGUCGGAACAGCCACAUGCUGGUCCACAUGAAAACCCACACAGGAGAGAAGCUGCAGGCUUGAAAGACGCGACGAAGUCAGAAACUCACCAGAAACGCCCGUUUGUACCACCAGGCUUCAGGCGAACGCGCAUCUCUGGUUUUUGUCUCAGAACACUGGAGCGGUGUAGUUUCCAUGUUGGGCCAUGAGGUGGUGCUGUAGUUUGUUUUAUGAGAUGAAACCACACAGUCGCCUGCAGAGAACAAUACGCUCUAAACAUUAACAGUGAGGCUGUGUCCCAAUGUCCACACUCUGUCCUCUACAUAGUGGAGACAUAUUCAUUACCAGUACCUCUAACAGCGCUAAAUUGUCACUUGACAGUCACAGUGCCGGUCCGGCACCAGCAUUUUUUGGGGAGAAUUUGAAAGGAAUGACG
Salarias fasciatus (jewelled blenny) is the source of this 5198-nucleotide messenger RNA. RefSeq lists its product as uncharacterized. Gene Ontology annotation, biological process: regulation of DNA-templated transcription. The transcript is spliced from 9 exons. The record is from RefSeq and is a predicted model, not a curated record. NCBI's taxonomy places the organism in Eukaryota, Metazoa, Chordata, Actinopteri, Blenniiformes, Blenniidae. Bases 179 to 4846 code for a protein of 1555 amino acids. Gene Ontology annotation, molecular function: DNA-binding transcription factor activity, RNA polymerase II-specific; RNA polymerase II cis-regulatory region sequence-specific DNA binding.